AUGUCGAAGUUUCAAUCCUUGACAAGCAUGUUAAAGCUACUAAUUCUGGGAAUAAUCUUGCUUCAUCAACAAUCUUUCUUCCUUGUACAAUCGUUUAAUUUCUCUUUCCAGUCGUUUGUUCCGGGAAUCUGUGACGACAGCGAGAGCAGAUUAAUCUGCUUGGGAUCAGUAACUGCAACAAAUGGGACAUUGAACCUCACCCCCGAUGAGUCACAGCAGAAUCCGCAACAGAAGAACCAGAUUGCACGAGUCCUGUUUAGAUAUCCUGUAACUGCAUGGCCGGCCUCAUUUUCCACCACCUUCGUUUUAAGAAUCCUCACAAAUUUAACCAUUUCUGGUGAUGGGAUUGCAUUUGUUAUCGCACAGGAUGAUAAGCCUUCACCGCCUGAGAGCUUUGGUUCGUAUAUUGGAAUUCUUGAUCCUUCCACCGAAGGUGGAAUUCUUCGUCAACUGGCGGUCGAGCUAGACACAUACAAGAACGAACACGAACCCGACAAUAACCAUGUAGCAAUUGUGACAACCAGCGUUCAAUAUCCUAUAGCCAAUAAAAGUUUAAACAGUACUGGUGUUUAUCUAAGGAGUGGAAAAGAUAUUACAGUGGAAAUCGAUUAUGAUGGAUGGGAAAAAGAUCUCCAAGUUUCUGUUGCAUAUUCGGGCAAUCCUUUAGUAAAUGUUCUGAGCCAAAAUAUAGUACUGGAAGACACAGUUCCACAAUCAACUUAUGUUGGCUUUACAGCUUCAACGGCUUAUUUCUUCGAAACUCAUCAGAUUUUGAGUUGGAACUUCACGUAUUAUAACUUGUCAAGGAAAUCGUUGAAGCAUGGUGUUAACAGAAACAAACCCAGGAUAGCAUUGUCGAUUGUUGUUCCGACUUUGGUAGUCUCUACGUUGGUUUUCUUGUAUAUAGCUCGUAAGAGGAGAAACGAGAGGCAUCAGAGCAAGAAAAGUGACAUGGAAAUGCUGGCAAGAAAUGCAGCCAAUGCUCCGAGAUUGUUUACCUACAAGCAGCUCUCUAAGGCUACUCGUCAUUUCAACAAAGAGAAUUUGCUCGGUGCUGGUGGCUUUGGAUGUGUUUACAAAGGGAUUUUAUUAUCUGAUCCUCCUGCGAUCAUUGCUGUCAAGAAAAUUAAUGCAACAUCAGGACAAGGUGAAAGGGAAUACUUGGCAGAGAUAUGUACAAUUGGGCGCCUAAGGCACAAAAAUCUAGUCCAACUCCAAGGUUGGUGUCAUGACAAAGAGCAGCUCUUCCUAGUCUACGAAUAUAUGCCCAAUGGUAGCCUCGACCGCUACAUUGGAAAGGUCUCUCUUGACUGGAAAACUAGGUACAGAAUCCUGUCAGGAUUGGCAUCUGCAUUGCUUUACCUGCACGAAGAAUGUGGCAAUCCUGUUGUUCAUCGCGAUGUGAAGCCUAACAAUGUGAUGCUGGAUUCAGAAUUCAACGCUCAUCUAGGUGAUUUUGGCCUCGCGAGACUACUUCAGAAUGAUAAUUUCGUGAACACUAUGGUUGCAGGAACUCCAGGAUACUUGGCUCCAGAAGUCAGCUACACUGGAAGAGCUACACUAGAGUCUGAUGUCUACAGCUUUGGCAUGGUGGUUCUUGAAGUUGUUUGUGGACGACGAUCAAGAGGUAUGAUGGAAGAAAACAGUCUUGUGGAUCACGUCUGGACUACUCACGAAAAGAACGAAUUAUUCAUGUGUGUGGAUCCAACUCUUGAAGGCAAAUUCGACGAGGAAGAAGUAAGGAGGACUAUACUAGUUGGACUGGCAUGUUUGCAUCCAGACAGAUUGCAUAGGCCUAGAAUGAGGAAAGUGGUUCAAAUCUUCAUGAACCCUGAUGAGCCUUUGAUGAAAAUCGCAGAUUCUAGACCUACUGCUGUCAGUUUGCCAUUGCAUUUUUCUCAUUCGGAUUCAACUGCAAGCGAAUUUAGCUCCAACAAUGCUCCUGCCGGAGGAAGAGGUUCCAUGGACUCCCUUCCGGAUGAGAUCACAGUUGUAUUUGAUGAUUGA
Molecule: messenger RNA, 2007 nt
Organism: Coffea eugenioides
Lineage: Eukaryota; Viridiplantae; Streptophyta; Magnoliopsida; Gentianales; Rubiaceae
Product: probable L-type lectin-domain containing receptor kinase S.5
Exons: 3
Coding region: 1-2007 (668 amino acids)
Biological process (GO): protein phosphorylation
Cellular component (GO): plasma membrane
Molecular function (GO): ATP binding; carbohydrate binding; protein kinase activity
Source: RefSeq, a predicted model, not a curated record